AUUUAAACAUUGUUCUUCCACUUACCAUAGCUUCCCCUUAACAACAAUCCUACAUUUCUUCCAGUUAUUAUCGCCACCUUCUCCAUUAUCUUCACGCGAGUACCCUUUUAAUCUCCAUAGACCAAAAGUUUCUGUUGAAUCCAAAUAGGAAAACUGCCACCAUGAAGGUUCCUCAUUUCGUUCUUGCUGGAGCGUUUGCUUCCUACGCUAUCGCAGACGGCGGUUAUGCAAAAGAUUGUCAAGACAUGACAAUCGUCCAAUCAGACGAGAUAUUCAGUCUAAAAGCAUCUUGCAAGGUUGGAAAUAAGUCUCAAUGCUCUGUCCUUGACCUGUGGAAUUGCUACGAAACAGACGACGGCAUACUGAAGCCUAAAGACAAGGGCAACCAACCCAGAUGCAAAUCUUGUGAUCUGAGUGGUACAAUGCUGGAAUGCGACUGUCCCAGUUCUCAUAGGGGACACUACGUCAAGAGCUCUAUAGACACUAAUGACCUUAUUGUCAAUGAUCAGGGAGUUCUUAAAUGUUUCAACAAGAGCGCGGACAACUGCGCCCAGAAACCAUCAAAAUCAGGAUGCGGUAAUAAUCGCUCUCUAAAUCCUCUAGGUUAUAUUCUUCCUUUCUAG
This is a messenger RNA of Daldinia caldariorum, 623 nucleotides long. RefSeq lists its product as uncharacterized. The transcript has 3 exons. The coding region runs from base 162 to 623 and encodes 153 amino acids. Lineage: Eukaryota; Fungi; Ascomycota; Sordariomycetes; Xylariales; Hypoxylaceae. The record is from RefSeq and is a predicted model, not a curated record.